AAGAAAAAGCCUAUCUCCAACAACAACAACAACACGUUUCCUAUGCGGAACGCGCAGUUAUGUCCUGGGUUAAAGCCGCGUCUAAAAGUGAGGACGACAUAUUUGAGGAGAACGCGGACGAACUUCGACUUUUAGGGAAAGAAUGGGAAGCCAAUAUGAAGAGAAGAAUCAGGGAUGGGUAUGUGGAUGGUGCUGAUGCUGGGGAAGAGGCUGCACUGGCGGAGGGCUUCAAUGAAGGCUUCAGGCAAGGAGCAGCUAGGACUGUAGCUGUUGGUCGACUUCGAGGGAUUGUAAGUGCAAUAGGGAGCUGGCACCAAAUCCAGCACCCAGACCAUCCCAUCCCCACCUAUGUCAAAGAGCUCCUGCAGCGUGUGUCACAGCAUGAACAAGCCAUCAUAGACCACAUCAGUAAAACGAUGGAGAACCCCCCUCCGAGUGUGGAAGAUGUGUCGCAGAGCAUGGAGCACCUGGAGGUGGCACAGCGGGCAGGCCCAGCAGGGGGUUGCCAAAACAGCGAUUGCUGCAAGAGAGUAGAACUAAUGGACACUGAGUCUCCUUUUAAGUCUGAUUCGUUGCAUUCCGCAUGUAGCGCAAGCUCGUCCGCCUGUGAAGACGAAUUCGGUGAGCUGCUGCAGCGAUGCCGGGAUCUCGUGUCAGAAAUGGAAUUGCCUCUGGAGCUGCUGGAGCACAUAGAAGAACUGAAGAACCUUUAAAUGCUAUGUACAGUGAAUAAUGGGUGACCACUCCUUAUGCAUCAGUCGAUGACGUCUCUGCAUGCAAGAGGUACCUCUGCUAGCUAUGGACUGGACUCUCACAUUAUUAAAUGUAUCCACUCUGCAUCACAUCUGGGAUCCCUUCCAAGGUUUCUUUUUGGUCCCAUUGGGUUGAGUUUUUUCUUACCCUGAUGUGGGAUAUAAGCCAAUGAUGUCGCUGUGGCUUGUGCAGCCAUUUGAGACACUUGUGAUUAAGGGCUAUAUAAAUAAACUUUGAUUGAUUGAUUAAUUGAAUAAUAGGGGUGUGACGAGAUCCCAGGUGAUUAAAACGUUACGAUAUUUCUCGUUUAGAGAAAAGCUGUCCCACAGAGACGCGAGACCAUCAUUUGAAUUCCAUGGCCAAUGCGCCAUGUCUAUGUCCAAGCAGGCUAAACUGUCAAUCGUGGAGGCCAAAAGGUGACAGAAAAUAACUCAGGACACUGGAUUGCUUCUCCCAGCAGCAGGAUGCCACUGCGAGCGGCCCAGGGAUAAAACUAUACAGCUAAAUCCUUGAUACACCUGACAGCUGCAAUAUUACAGGUGUAGAAGAUCCCACAAAUCUCCCCCAAAAUGGCUUAUUUAAUUGUAUUUUAUUUUCACUUUUAUUUUUUCAUUGUCUUUAAUUUGUGAAAACAAGGUCAACAGUUAAAAUUGUAGGUCAGAUGUGUGUAAAGUUAUAAAAGACUUCAAAGUGCACCUGCUUCGUUUUAUGACCCAGACAAUUUAAUAAAAAUGCUUCCUUGUCCAGUCAUAUA
Nerophis lumbriciformis (worm pipefish) is the source of this 1507-nucleotide messenger RNA. RefSeq names its product OTU deubiquitinase with linear linkage specificity a (gene otulina). The record is from RefSeq and is a predicted model, not a curated record. NCBI's taxonomy places the organism in Eukaryota, Metazoa, Chordata, Actinopteri, Syngnathiformes, Syngnathidae.